Messenger RNA from Camelina sativa (false flax), 2295 nucleotides. RefSeq names its product indole-3-acetic acid-amido synthetase GH3.15. NCBI's taxonomy places the organism in Eukaryota, Viridiplantae, Streptophyta, Magnoliopsida, Brassicales, Brassicaceae. The record is from RefSeq and is a predicted model, not a curated record. Gene Ontology annotation, cellular component: cytoplasm. Gene Ontology annotation, molecular function: acid-amino acid ligase activity.
AUAUAGUAUAGUAGUAGUGCACUAGUGCUGUAUUAUUUAAUUUCUUUUUCUAACUUUUUUGUUUUUCUUCCAUAUUACAUUAGUAUUAAUUUAUUACUCCAAAACGUAUCAAUCACACGUUUAAUCUAUAUGGAAGAAAACAAACAAAAAAUAUAAUAUAUCAAAUCUGAAAGAGCUCCACUAUGGACGGCACCGAAUAUAUCGCCACACACAUCACACCUUGCGUCUGCUUUCUCCUCCAAAAUUCUCAAGCGUUAAGAGAGAGGAGGCCUCGCCAGAACUUGAGGUUUCCCCUCACUAUUUGUAAGCAGUUUCGUGAUAAGACUUGGACAGGGUUUUGCUUUUUUGUUGACAGUCAAAAGCAGCAAGCAAGCAUGUUGCCAAAGCUCGAUCCAACAAACCAAAAAGCUUGUCUGUCUCUUCUUGAGGAUGUGACCACCAACGUAAAGCAGAUUCAAGAUUACGUCUUGGAGGCAAUACUUUCACGUAAUGCUCAAACCGAGUAUCUUAGAGGUUUCCUCAACGGUCAACUCGAUAAGGAAAGCUUCAAGAAGAACCUACCCGUUGUGACCUACGAAGAUAUCAGGUCUUAUAUUGAUCGUAUCGCCAAUGGAGAGCCGUCUGAUCUCAUCUGUGAUCGACCCAUCAGUGUACUCUUGGCCAGCUCGGGUACUUCAGGAGGAGUUCCAAAGUUGAUUCCUUUGACAACAGAGGAUUUGGAACAGAGGAAAUCGUUUACAUCUCUCUCUACACUUCUAAUCUACAAGCACAUACAAGGGCUUAACGAAGGAAAAUCUCUUAUGUUCUAUUUUGUGACCCGAGAAAGCGAGACUACCUCUGGUUUGAUGGUCAGGACUAUGCUAACUUCCUUUCUGAAAAGCUACAAACCUACCAACUCAUCUUUUUGGGAUCAAACACAUAUAAGCCCGCUUGCGAUUUCCACUUGUGCAGACACUACUCAGAGCAUGUACUGCCAAUUGCUUUGUGGGAUUGUAGAUCGAGAUAAUGUAGCUCGCCUCGGUGCAGCUUUUGCUUCUUCCUUCCUCAAAGUAAUCAAGUUCUUGAAAGAUCACUGGCCUGAUUUCUGCUCAAACAUUAGGACUGGCCGUGUCAGCGACUGGAUCACAGACGCUGAAUGUGUUUCAGGGAUCAGUAAGUUCCUCACCGCUCCAAAUCCGGAACUAGCGAGCCUGAUCGAGCAAGAAUGCAGUAAAACUUCAUGGGAGGCAAUAGUGACAAGACUAUGGCCAAAAGCAAAAUGCAUUGAAGCCAUCGUUACCGGCUCCAUGGCACAGUACAUUCCAUUGCUGGAAUUCUAUAGCGGUGGUCUUCCUGUGAUUUCAAGGUCGUACGUCACCUCUGAAUGUUUCAUCGGAAUCAAUUUCAAUCCCCUGUGUAAGCCUUGUGAUGUGUCCUACACUAUCAUCCCAUCUAUGGGGUACUUUGAGUUCUUAGAAGUCGAGAAAGACCAUCAAGAAGCUAGUCAUGAUUCCGCAAAACCUCUAGUUGUGGAUCUUGUUGAUGUUAAAGUCGGUCAUGAUUAUGAACCUGUUCUCACAACGUUUUCUGGUCUGUAUAGGUACCGUGUGGGUGAUGUUUUAAGAGUUACUGGUUUCUACAACAAUGCACCACAUUUUCGUUUCCUGGGAAGACAGAAAGUUGUUCUGAGCAUAGACAUGGACAAGACCUCUGAAGAAGACCUCCUCAAGGCAGUGACAAACGCGAAGCUCCUGCUUGAGCCACACGACCUAAUGCUCAUGGAUUUCACUAGCCGUGUGGAUUCAACCUCGUUUCCAGGACACUACGUACUCUACUGGGAACUCGGAAGCAAAGUCAAAAACGCGAAGCUCGAGCCUGACCCGAAUGUUUUGGAGGAAUGUUGCUUCAUCGUUGAGGAGUCUCUCGACGCUGUGUACAGAAAAUUAAGAAAGAAUGAUAAGAGCAUUGGACCACUUGAGAUUAAGGUUGUUAAGCCUGGCGCUUUCGACGAGCUCAUGAAUUUGUUCGUGUCUCGAGGCUCUUCUGUGAGUCAGUACAAGACACCUAGAUCGGUGACGAAUGAAGAUGCCUUGAAGGUAUUGGAGAAGAACGUUCUUUCCAAGUUCCUAAGCCGGAAAACUCCAACGUGGGAGUUACAUGAGCGAUACUCCACCCGCUAAAACCACCGUCACGUUAUUUGUGUGACAGGGGAAACAAUAACUAAGAAUUUUAAUAAGUUUAAAUAUUUCCAAUUUUCCCAUUGUUAUAUUACAAAAUCACAAUUAAGCUGAGGUCAAACUCAAUUGGUAAACUUAA